CAACAAGGAGAGGCGUUAUGAGUGUGACGUGUGUGGCAAGGCCUGGCAGCGCCCGAGCGAGCUGGAGAUCCACCGGCGGAUGCACACGGGAGAACGCCCCUUAGACUGCUCGGAGUGCGACAAGAGCUUCGCCAGAUCCAGUACCCUGCUGCUGCACAGCCGCGUGCACUCCAGCGAGAGGCCCUUCACCUGCUCCGACUGCGGCAAGACCUUCAAGACGGCGAAUCACCUGAAGGUGCACAGGCGCCUACCCACCGGGGAGCGGCCCUUCACCUGUAGCGACUGCGGCAAAUGCUUCACCCAAUCCAAGAACCUGCAGAUGCACCAGCGCACCCACACCGGCGAGCGGCCGUACAACUGUGCCCAGUGCGGCAAGGGCUUCACCCAGUCCCGCAGCAUGCAGAAGCACCAGCGCACACACACCGACGAGUGGCCCUACAUCUGUGCCCAGUGCGGCAAGGGCUUCACCAGCUCCACCAAGCUGCUGAAGCACCAGCGCACUCACACCGACGAGCGCCCCUACACCUGUGCCCAGUGCGGCAAGGGCUUCAACCAGUCCAGCAACCUGCUGGUGCACCAGCGCACUCACACCGGCGAGCGCCCCUACACAUGUGCCCAGUGCGGCAAGGACUUCACCUGCUCCAAUAUUCUGCUGAAGCACCAUCGCACCCACACCGGCGAGCGUCCCUACACCUGCAACCAGUGCGGCAAGGGCUUCCUCUGCUCCUCCGACUUGCUGAAGCACCAGCGCACCCACAUCGACGAGCGUCCCUACACCUGCAACCAGUGCGGCAAGGGCUUCACCUGCCCCAGCAGUCUGCUGGUGCACCAGCGCACCCACACUGGCGAGCGUCCCUACACCUGCAACCAGUGCGACAAGGGCUUCACCCGCUCCAGCAGUCUGCUGAAGCACCAGCGCACCCACACCGGCGAGCGCCCCUUCACCUGCGCCCAGUGCGGCCGGGACUUCACCCACUCCAGCAGUCUGCUGAAGCACCAGCGCACCCACACCGGCGAGCGCCCCUACACCUGUGCCCAGUGCGGCAAGGGCUUCACCUGCUCCAGCAACCUGCUGGUGCACCAGCGCACCCACACCGACGAGCGCCCCUACACCUGCGCCCAGUGCGGCAAGGGUUUCACCCAGUCCCACAACCUGCUGAGGCACCAGCGCACCCACACCGGCGAGCGACCCUACACCUGCGCCCAGUGCGGCAAGGGUUUCACCCAGUCACACAACCUGCUGUCCCACCAGCGAGUGCACGCCAGCAACCGUCCCGUCCCCAGCCCGUUUGUGAUCGAUAUAACCAUAGCAUGA
Messenger RNA from Amblyraja radiata (thorny skate), 1315 nucleotides. Its product is annotated as zinc finger protein 615-like. Bases 80 to 1315 code for a protein of 411 amino acids. Gene Ontology annotation, molecular function: RNA polymerase II cis-regulatory region sequence-specific DNA binding; DNA-binding transcription factor activity, RNA polymerase II-specific. Lineage: Eukaryota; Metazoa; Chordata; Chondrichthyes; Rajiformes; Rajidae. The record is from RefSeq and is a predicted model, not a curated record. Gene Ontology annotation, biological process: regulation of transcription by RNA polymerase II. The transcript has 2 exons.